UUUCAGAACGAGAACUGUCAAUGUCAUAACUGCGGCAAGACGUCGUGUGCACGUGUUUAUAUUAUUGUUCUAAAUAAAUAGAAAAAUAGCACAAAAUGAAGGUUUUAUCUGAAGAAAGAACGAGGAUAUUGUUUGAGAAACUUACUAAAUACAUUGGAGUCAAUGUAAAGCUCCUUAUAGACCGACCAGAUGGCACAUAUUGCUUCAGAGAGAAGAAAGACCGUGUUUAUUACAUUUCCGAGCGCCUUUUAGCCUUAGCACAAACUAUCAAGCCUGAUCACUUAGUUUCGGCAGGUACAUGCUUCGGCAAGUUUACUAAGACGAAUAAAUUCAGGCUACAUAUCACAGCGUUGACAUACAUAGCCCCAUAUGCGCCUUACAAGCUUUGGGUGAAGCCAUCUGCGGAACAACAGUUUUUGUAUGGACAUCAUGUUAUAAAGAGUGGACUAGGCCGUAUAACAGAAAACACACCGAAGCAUCAAGGAGUGGUGGUCCUAACUAUGUCAGACAUCCCGAUAGGGUUUGGAGUAGCAUCUCGCACGACAGCAGAGUGCAGACAUGCAGAUCCACUUGCUACUAUAGCGUUCCAUCAGGCCGAUAUCGGGGAAUAUAUCCGCUCUGAAGAUACACUUACGUAAUAAAUAGAAUUCUUAGUAUU
Molecule: messenger RNA, 658 nt
Organism: Pectinophora gossypiella (pink bollworm)
Lineage: Eukaryota; Metazoa; Arthropoda; Insecta; Lepidoptera; Gelechiidae
Product: 60S ribosome subunit biogenesis protein NIP7 homolog
Exons: 3
Coding region: 96-638 (180 amino acids)
Biological process (GO): ribosomal large subunit biogenesis; ribosome assembly
Cellular component (GO): preribosome, large subunit precursor; nucleus; nucleolus
Molecular function (GO): RNA binding
Source: RefSeq, a predicted model, not a curated record